Molecule: messenger RNA, 655 nt
Organism: Quercus lobata
Lineage: Eukaryota; Viridiplantae; Streptophyta; Magnoliopsida; Fagales; Fagaceae
Product: flowering-promoting factor 1-like protein 3
Exons: 1
Coding region: 72-395 (107 amino acids)
Biological process (GO): regulation of flower development
Source: RefSeq, a predicted model, not a curated record
GCUCAUACACAUAUAUUCUCACCCAUCUUCCCCUCUCUGUUUCUCUAAUUAGCUAGCAAUUCUCACAAAGUAUGUCUGGUGUUUGGGUUUUCAAGAACGGUGUGCUUCGCCUAGUUGAGAACCCAGCUGCUGAAUGCUCAAGUUCUCGUCGCAAAGUGCUAGUUCACUCUCCUAGCAAAGAGGUCAUUACAUCUUAUGCUGCUCUUGAGCGCAAGCUCUUGUCACUUGGUUGGGAAAGGUAUUACGACGACCCUGACCUCUUGCAGUUUCACAAAAGGUCCACUGUCCACCUCAUCUCUCUCCCAAAGGAUUUCAACAAGUUCAAGUCCAUGCACAUGUAUGAUAUCGUCGUGAAAAAUCGCAACAUGUUUGAAGUACAGGACAUGCAGUGCUAGUGCUAAUGGUGCUGAUGGUGCUAGCUAGCUUGUUAUUCAUGGUGUGCUAUAUAUAUAGCUCGUGUGUGUGUGUUAAUGUAAUUUCUUAAUUUGGAUCACUUGCUUGUUUGUUUGUGUUGCAAACUGUUUUUACUUUGAUAUUUGUCAGUCUAAUUUAGUUGGUCUAUGAUUUUACAUAUAUGGGUCCUUUUUCAGCUGAUGGAAUAGGUCAAGUUUGGUAGGGGAAGCUGAUUUAGUAUAAGGUUCUGGUUGGUGAGUAA